Molecule: messenger RNA, 4306 nt
Organism: Ananas comosus (pineapple)
Lineage: Eukaryota; Viridiplantae; Streptophyta; Magnoliopsida; Poales; Bromeliaceae
Product: disease resistance protein RGA2-like
Exons: 4
Coding region: 245-3850 (1201 amino acids)
Biological process (GO): defense response to other organism
Molecular function (GO): ADP binding
Source: RefSeq, a predicted model, not a curated record
ACUGGUUUUCAAAUUUUUAUUUUCAAAAAAAAGAAAAAAAAAAGAAAAUUGGGGAAUCAACACACCCACUUAAUUAGUGGGGGGCUUAAUUUUGUUGUCGAAUAAAGCAGUCAUGCUUUAUUUAUUUCUCCUCCUAAAUCUUUCUUCCUCUUCGUCCAACUGUUUCACUCCAGGAGUUUGAUCAAUUGCCCGAUCGAGUAGUGGUGAGGUAGUAGGAGCUCGAGCUAUUAGGAGGAUCGUAAUAAUGGCUUUACCUUUCAUUGCCGAAUCGGUGGCGUCGGCGAUCAUCGACAAUCUUGUUGGCACAUGCUUAUCCUACCUUGAGGUGUACCCGGCGACCAGCGGCAUGCAGUACGAGCUCGAACGGCUGCAGCAGGCACUUCCGCAGGUCCAGGCAGUUCUGACUGCAGUCGAGGAGGGUGCGCCGGUCAUGGCACAGAACAAGGCGCUGGAUACGUGGCUGUGGCAGCUCAGAGACGCCGUGGAGAAUGCGGAGGACGUGCUCGACGAGCUCGAGUACUACGAGUUACAGAAGAAGACUACACGAGAUCGAGAUGACAAGGUGCGUGGUAUUCUAUCUAACUGCAAGAGAAAGUUUGAUAGUUUCGUUAAUCGUAUCUUUAGCGAUGACACACUGAGGCGGUUGAGGGAGGCCGUCAAGGGGUUGGAUCGGGUCAUUGCCGGUAUGGGGCCACUCCUUCAUCUUGUUGCUGGGUUAUAUGGCUCUGGCGUUAAGCGUCAGAACCUCGAGGAAAUUAAGAAUGCUCGCGAGACUAGCUCCUUGCUAACCGAAAGUGAGGUGCUCGGACGAGACGAGGAGAGGGACCUGAUAGUUGAAUGGCUUAUCAAACCGGGAGAUGCCGAUGUCAAUGUCUCCGCUUUUACAAUUGUUGGUAUGGGCGGGCUCGGGAAGACCACUCUUGCUCAACUAGUCAAUUGCGACAAAAGGGUGCGAGAGUACUUCGACCCGAUUAUGUGGGUCUGCGUUUCUCUGGACUUUGAUGCAGCUGCGAUAACAAGAAAGAUGUUAGACAACUCUUGCUCAACUAGUCUAAAUGCACUCCAUGAGAUUGUUAAACAGAAACUUACAUCGAAGAGGUUUUUGCUUAUACUAGAUGAUGUUUGGAACGAUGAUAAAAUGACAGAGUGGGAGAAAUUGGUUACUCCUUUGAAAUUCGGACAGAGAGGAAGCAAGAUCCUGUUGACAACUCGAAUGGAUUCAGUUGCGAAUAUGGCGGCAAAAGUGAUGAAAUGCAAACGAGAAUCAUUAAAUCUAAAUAAGUUGGAGGAGAGCGACUAUAUGUUGCUUUUCAAUAAGCAUGCAUUCCUCGGUGUGAAUCCUGAUGAUUAUAAAAACUUGCAACUGAUUGGCGAACAUAUAGCGACGAAACUUGGAGGAUGCCCAUUGGCCAUAAAGGUCAUGGGAGGAAUGCUGAACUCCUGCAUGGACUAUGAAUAUUGGAAGAAAAUCCUGGAAAAAGACAACAUGAAAUUACAACAAGGAAACGACGGCAUCAUGACAGUUUUAAGAUUAAGCUACGAUCACUUAUCCACAAACUUACAACUCUGCUUUAGAUAUUGUAGUUUAUUUCCGCAGGAUCAUAUGUUUAAGAGGAAAAAGUUGGUCAAUAUGUGGAUUGGUUCGGGUCUGAUUCCACAAUCUAUUUGUGGAAGGCAAAGGCCAGAGGAUAUCGGAAAGGAGUAUUUAAAUCUUCUGACAAGAAAAUCAUUCUUUACUUGCGAAACUAGUGAUAAUGGGCGGAAAAUUACCAAACAGUAUUUUAUGCACGAUCUGCUGCAUGACCUAGCACAAUCUGUUUCUCUAGGGGAAUGCAUCAGAGUAGGAGGUGAUGUUGCAGGAAUUACUAUUCCACGGACAGUUCGACAUUUAUCUGUUAAAAUGGUCAAUCUUCUUUCCUUCAAAGAGAUCUCCAAUCUUAAGAACGUGCGCACUCUUGUCAUUUAUGUUAAAGAGGAUAAUAAGCAUAAUGCAGAUCAUGCACUUCAAUUUCUCGAGGUUAUAAAAAGGUUUAAAAAGUUACGCUUAUUGAUCUUAUAUGUGAAUUUUUACUCUCAUAAACUGCCCGAUGCACUUAGUAGCUUGAUACACCUCCGCUACCUAUCUUUUUCACAAGGGGAAGUUGUGAAUGAAAGUAUUGAAUAUGAUGGCUUGACCAAGUUGGUCAAUUUGCGUUCAUUAGUUGUUUCCAAUGAUGUGAUAAGAAAUAUUCCUUUUAUUAGCAAACUAUCCUUCAUCCACAAAUUAGAAAAUUUUAUUGUUCGAGAGAAGAGCGGUUACAAAAUCGGUGAACUAAAGAACCUCAGGGACCUUCGUCACCUGUGUAUUAGGAAACUUGAAAAGGUGAGGAGCUCUGAAGAAGCCAUUGAGGCCAAUUUAAACGAGAAAAAACAUCUCAAAUCACUAUCAUUGAAAUGGUCUAAAGACCGCUUCAAUAGUGCAGAGGUAGAUGAACAGCUCCUCGAUAAUCUUUGCCCGCAUAUCAAUCUCAAGAAAAUGCGCAUUGCACAAUACCAAGGUGCUAAAUCUCCAUAUUGGAUGACAAAUCUGUCUCUUGUCAAUUUGACAUUCAUCGAACUAUGUGAUUGUAAAGGAUGGGAGCACCUUCCAUCUCUUGGGCAGUUUUCUUCGCUCCAAUAUUUUUGGUUGAGGAGACUGCAUGCAGUAAAGCAAAUAGAUUGUUCAUUCAAUAGAAGCAGCAGUGGAUGUGCCUUUCCAUCAUUGAAGAAGUUAUUCUUCGAUGACAUGCCUAACUUAGUGGAGUGGAUUGGAGUAGAUGACCGGUGCAUGUUUCCUCAACUUCUUUUUAUGAGUAUUACUUGCUGCCCUAAUUUGAGGGAAAUUCCUACUCUACCUUAUGGUCUAGGAGACUUGUAUAUUUCUAAUGUUGGAUUGACCGCUCUUCCAACAAUAAAUCAGGAUUACGCAAACAACAAUCUGCAAGAACAUUCUCAGGCUCUUGAAAAUUUAGCCAUUGGACAAUGUGAGAAGCUCGAAUAUGUUCCACCAGAGUUUUUUGGGAAAUUCAAAGCCAUAAAAUACUUGCACAUAAAAAAGUGUCCGAAGUUGACAAAACGUGGGAUCUCAGACAUCCAACUGCCCUCUGUACUCAAUGAACUCACUAUUGGGUCAUGUGGCGACCUUGAGGUGUCACUGCUGUGGUCAGCGAAUUUAACUUCUCUCACUGAGUUGGAAUUACUCAAUUGUGCAAGGAUAGCAUCCCUUCCCCCACCACAAGUGUGUGCACGGUGGACGAUGCUUUCCCGCUUAGAAAUAAAGAAUUGCAAAGAACUGUCAUCAUUAGGGGGAAUGCAAGCUCUCGUAUCUCUCCAUUCCUUAAAAAUUGAAGGGUGUGACAAGCUAAUUGGAGUUGCCCUGCUGCAGCCUCCGUUACCAAACGAUGUCGGCCAAAAGAAUGCAGAGGACUUCUUUUUGAAGCUUGGUAAACUAUCAAUUGACCACCACGCACUCCUGCUCUUGGAGCCAUUGAGAAGUCUCUCCUCCAUCAACAAUUUGACUAUCUCUGAUGCUUCGCAACUCCCCAGCUUACCUGAGGAAUGGCUACUGCAAAAUCACGCUGCCCUCAAAUUUUUAGAAAUACAGAAUGCAAGCUCCCUUCAGUCGCUACCCGAGAGCAUGACAAGACUGUGCUUCCUCGGGUGUUUGGUAGUGCAUAAUACUGAUCUCAUCCAGUCACUUCCAGACCUGCCUACUUCACUGCGUACUCUACAUAUCACCGGGUGUCACCCUGUGUUGAAGGAGCGGUGCCAAGAGAAUAUAGGCCUUGAUUGGCCCAAGAUUGCCAACAUCCCUAUCAGGAUGAUUGAAUAGCAUUUGCAGAGGAUUACUCACCUUUUUUUUUUAUUUCGGAUAAUGCAGCAGCAGUCAGUGCAGGUUGUAUCGAUAUUUGGUGUAAAUUUGGUGGAUGCUCCAGCGAUAAGACUCGGUCGACUCACCAUAAAAGGAAAAUGAGAGCUACGCUGCAGCAGGCAUCAAUUCGCAAACCACAUCCUGCAAUAUCUUACAUUUACUUUCUCUACAUUUUUUAAACGAACUUUAGAUUCAUUUCGCAUUGAUUGCACACAACAACUGAAGCGUUACUGCUUAUGUUUUGUGUUUGGUGGUGCGUGAAUGAAUUACAUACUAUCGAUUUCUGUAUAUAUAGGAAUGUAACAAGACCAAAGUAGACUACUGCCUAUGUAUUUGUAUUUUCUUUUUGUUCUCGGUGGUGUAUGAAUUAAAAACACUCCUCUUAUUAUAGCCUAUCGAUUUCGUCCUUGUUACAAA